UUGGCGCCACUGAUUUAACAAACUUGACUACUCUUGAGAUACAUUAAAGCCGAAAUUCUCUCUUCUUUAUACUACUGCUUGAAAUGAUUACCCUCAUCAUUCAUACCACCACUUGACAUAUGUUGUCCUCAAAUUAGGGUUUCUAAUUAAAACAACCGAAAACCCCUUUAUAAUGGGAUUCUAAAUACCCAUGAUUACUUCGCUAGAUUUUGUUGAGUGAUCCCAUUAAAUUGUUAGUGGUUAUUUUUAGCUUCAAGUUGAUUUUUCUUGUUGGGAUUCCGUUCCUUACAUUUCGUUUUCAUUUAAUUCCAACUUAAAUUUUCAGGGUAUCAAUUAAUUAAAAUCAGCUCAUAGCAAUAUUUAUAUAGGGAGAUCAGAUCUUGUUAGGGUUUUUUUAGUUCAAUAAAAUCACAAGUUGUAGAUUCAUCAAUUUAUAUAUAAUUAUCUACUAAUUAAUUAAAAUGAGUGAUUAUUGUUUUGAUUAAUUAAAUACUAUUAUUCGAUCGAAGUUACAGUUGAAAAUUUACAGUCAAUCUCUCUCUCUUCUUCUUCUUAGUAGAUUUGGGUUCAGCCAUUCACUUUUUUCAGUCCUAGGUACUUUAGUUUCUAAUCUGAAUUGAGCUUCAUCCUGUCUCACCUUACUCUGUUUUAGUUCAAUUCUGCUUUGAUAAAUUUGGCAUUUCUCUAGUCUCCCAUGUGACAAAAGUUUUUAUAGAUCUUAUCCUGAUGUACUCCCACUUUGGGUGUUCCUUGAAUUUUUUUUUGAGCUUCGUCUUUAAUUUGAUUCUGUUGCUUUUUUUUUUCUUCCCAUGGGAUUUACAGUUUGGAGAAUGUCUCGACCACUUCAACGAGGUCAUUCUUCUUGGAGUUCUCUUAGUAAAGAAGACGUAAAGGAUAAAGAAGACGACGAUAAUAGAACACGUUCACCUCGGGAUCAUACGAGUUUAUUCUUGCGUUAUCUUACUAGUUUAUUUUUGCUAGACAAUUCUAAUUCUUCGAAAGUUGAUAACGGAUUCGGAUCAGAUACAUUCACUAUGGGAGGUUCUAAAAAUCGUCAAAACAUUAUAAUGGUGUUUCUUAGAUUCAGCUUAGUUUUAAUUGUACUGGUUGCAGUUUUUGGCUCUCUUUGGUGGGCAAUUUCCAUCUCUACUACAUCCAGAGGUGUUAUCUUUAAGGGUUACAGGAGGCUUCAGGAGCAUCUCGUUUCUGAUCUUAUAGACAUUGGAGAGAUCUCUUUAGGUCCAUCAAGGUUAAAGGAAUUGGAAUUCUGUUCCAAGGAGUCUGAGAACUACGUUCCUUGUUUUAACAUUUCCGAGAAUCUAGUUUCGGGUUAUUCUGAUGGUGGUGAAUUUGGCCGUUUUUGUGGAGUUCAACUGAAACAGAAUUGUUUGGUUCUUCCUCCACUGAAUUACAGAAUACCUCUCAGGUGGCCUACUGGAAGAGAUGUAAUCUGGGUUGCAAAUGUUAAAAUUACUGCGCAAGAGGUUCUUUCCUCCGGAAGCUUGACCAAGAGGAUGAUGAUGUUGGAGGAAGAUCAAAUAUCCUUCCGCUCGGACUCGCUUAUGUUUGAUGGGGUUGAAGAUUAUUCACAUCAAAUUGCUGAAAUGAUUGGAUUGAGAAAUGAAUCUUAUUUGAUUCAGGCUGGGGUUAGAACUGUUCUGGAUAUAGGGUGUGGUUAUGGUAGCUUUGGAGCGCAUCUCUUUUCAAAGCAACUAAUAACUAUGUGUGUUGCCAACUACGAGGCUUCAGGUAGUCAAGUACAGCUAACUCUAGAAAGAGGUCUUCCUGCAAUGAUCGGUUCUUUCGCUUCGAAGCAAUUGCCGUAUCCAUCUCUUUCUUUUGAUAUGUUACAUUGCGCGAGAUGUGGGGUUGAUUGGGAUGAGAAAGAUGGCAUAUUACUGGUUGAGGCCGAUAGAGUUUUAAGGCCAGGCGGAUACUUCGUAUGGACUUCCCCAAUCACAAGUUCGCAGGGUUCACAUCAUAGCAAAGAGAAUCAGAGAAAGUGGACAUUUGUUCGCAGCCUUGCAGCAAAUCUUUGCUGGGAGAUGUCGUCACAACAAGAUGAAACCGUUGUGUGGAAAAAGACGAGUAAAAGAGAUUGUUAUGCUUCACGGAAACCUGGUUCUGGACCAUCUAUCUGCAGUAAGGGACAUGAUGUCGAGACUCCGUAUUAUCUACCUCUCCAGCCUUGCAUUGGAGCAACACUGAGCCAACGAUGGAUUCCUAUAGAAAUGCGAACUACCUGGCCUUCUAGGGCUAAAUUGACCUCCACUGAACUCGAUAUUUAUGGUGUGCAUUCAGAUGAUUUUAUUGAGGAUGGCUUGAACUGGAAUUUAGCAAUAUCUAAUUAUUGGUCCCUGCUCUCCCCACUUAUAUUCUCAGACCAUCCAAAGAGACCGGGUGACGAGGACCCAACCCCUCCCUUUAAUAUGCUUAGGAAUGUGCUAGAUAUGAAUGCACGAUAUGGUGGGUUUAACUCAGCCUUGCUGGAAGCAGGAAAAACUGUGUGGGUCAUGAAUGUGGUCCCUAAAACUACCUCUAACCACCUUCCGCUAAUCCUUGAUAGAGGCUUCAUCGGUGUAUUACAUGAUUGGUGUGAGCCAUUUCCGUCAUAUCCAAUAACUUACGAUAUGGUCCAUGCUGAAGGAUUGUUAUCGCUUCAUUCCAACCACUUACAUAGGUGCCCCAUGCUUGACUUAUUCAUCGAGAUAGAUCGGCUACUUCGACCAGAGGGUUGGGUGCUAUUCCGUGACAAAGCUUCUCUCAUAGGAACAGCAAGAACUCUUAUGACAAGCUUGAGAUGGGAGGCACGGGUGGUAGAAAUCGAGAGUAAUAGUGAUGAGAGACUGCUUGUCUGCCAAAAACCUUUCUUCAAGAGAAACUAAAUGAAGCAAAUAUACAUUCCAAAGUGAGAAAAAAGAGGUACAUAAAGAAAUAUUCAUUUAUUUUCAUAAAGUGAGAGCCACUAGUCAUGAAGGUUCCACCAUGAAAAACCGGAUAUUGACGUGAUUAUGACGGGGGACAUGAACCAGCGGAGCCCCGGAAGACAGUAAGGUUGUCCAUAAUACUUAUAUGUAAUUACAGGAACAAAAUUCAGGCAAGGGAAUUGAGGGAUCAAAAGGAUUUUGAGUUUUCCCUGUUACGUCUCUCCAUUUGUAACAACAUAAAUCAAGAUUGUAUUUCAAAUCAAAUUAUUCAUAAAGUAUAGUAGGAAAAAAUAAAUGAUCCCUUUUAUAUAAUGGGAGAGGAUCGGUAAACAAACCCAUUUGACAAACGUUUUUGA
This is a messenger RNA of Papaver somniferum (opium poppy), 3283 nucleotides long. Its product is annotated as probable pectin methyltransferase QUA2. Gene Ontology annotation, molecular function: methyltransferase activity. Lineage: Eukaryota; Viridiplantae; Streptophyta; Magnoliopsida; Ranunculales; Papaveraceae. The transcript is spliced from 8 exons. Gene Ontology annotation, cellular component: cytoplasm. Bases 810 to 2885 code for a protein of 691 amino acids. The record is from RefSeq and is a predicted model, not a curated record.